UAUACAGUUGAAAAUAAAAGGAGUGUUCGUUCACAGUUCCUUACUUGCAUUAAGCCUUACAAGGGAGAAGUUGCAGCGAAGUUAACAAAAUGAAGUCAAUUGUGUUUUUAUUUGCCAUCUUGGCAGUAGCUAUGGCUAUGGAAAAAAGGCAUUUAUUUGAGAAAUGCGCUGCAAACGCUGACUGUGGUGAAGGCAGAUGCUGCAUUAACAUGAAAGUGCACAAAUUCUGCGCUGACCAACUUGAUGAGGGAGCAUUGUGCACCAUCAGGAGCAAACUCUCAUGUGGAUGCAAAAAGGAUUUGGUCUGCAAGGGCAACUUCUUCUUAAAGAGAUGCGUCAAAGAUGAUUCUGGAAGCGGUGAUUUCUAUUAAACUCAUCGACAAAAUAAUUUCAAAUUCAUUACUAUACAAUCAUAACUUUCUUUCAAUUAUAUCUUGCACACUGUAACAUCAAAUACUAUCUCCCUUAAAUUCAAUUGAUUCAAGAUUGUGUCUGUUUCAGUAA
Messenger RNA from Rhopilema esculentum, 504 nucleotides. Its product is annotated as U9-ctenitoxin-Pr1a. The record is from RefSeq and is a predicted model, not a curated record. NCBI's taxonomy places the organism in Eukaryota, Metazoa, Cnidaria, Scyphozoa, Rhizostomeae, Rhizostomatidae.